GUGUGAGAAAACGCAAACUGUCAAAAGUUGUGCGUCCUCUCGGUUUUUCAGCGAUAAAAAUUUGUUUACGUUUUUUCUCCAGCAAAAAAGCACAGAAAGAGUCAGUUUUUGUGGUGUGCUGUGGCCAGAAGUGCUCCCACUCGAGACGCACCAUCCCUCAGACGUCGUCCAGCGCGAAUAGACCGGUGAAUUCGAGAAUCUCCCAGCAAGAUGACCAAUCUGGAGCAGCAGCACGAGCUGGUGAAGACGAGCCUCUUUCAGUUCGUCAAUGCUCACAUUCCGGGCGCCGAUCUGAGUGUGGUGGACGAGAUCGUGCUGUCUUACGUCAUUUCGAUCCUCGAGGAGGCUUCGCAGGAUCCCUGCUUCGACGUGGAGGGCUUCGUGGAGAUGAUGUCGGCGUACAUCAGUGAUUUCUCGCGCAUUGAUCCCGGUGUGAUUUGCACCUGGAUUUUCCAGCUGGAGAGUCAGCUGAGCAAGCUCACGGCGACCACGGCCAAGGAUCCGUGCGAUUUGUCGCUCAACUCCCUGAAUCUGGCGGACAUUCUGCCGGAGACGAAGCUCAGGGCGCGCCCGCCGACAAUUCCGAGCGCCGAGGCGGCCGUGAAGAGGGUGCAGCAUCUCUCCGAGACGAGCGACGGCGGCUCCACGGACAGCUCCAGCUGCGACUUCUUCUCCGAGGAGUGCGACGCCCUGCAGGAGAUGUUCCCCGAGAGCACCUUCCUCGAGGUGAAGCACUGCGUGACGAUUGCGAGCGGCGACAUCGAUCGCGCCACGCAGAUUCUCCUGCAUCGCCAGGAGACGGGCCAGAGUCUGUCUGGGAACGGCACAAACAUCCAAGCGCCCAAGAGCCAGUCAAUUGACGAUGCUGAGCUUAAGAAUCGCAUCAUCGCCAGGUAUUCGUAUGUGGACAAGAACUCGGAGAAUCGCGAAUACAAGCCGGUGGCGCCGAAAGUGGAGCCCAAGAAGUUGGUGCGCUAUCGCGACAACAAGAUUGUGUCGCUGAAGGGUGAGCGCUACACCGAGGUAUGUGGUGAUGAUGAGGCUGAGUUGAAAAAACCAAAGAAACCAAUUUGUCCGUAACUAAGAUUGUUCACGUAUAAAAAACAGAAGCGUAAAUUGUCCAGUGUGCUUAUCACCUCACAAUUGCUUCCCAAAUGGGGCCCAUUUCACAUCCUCGGCCACUCUGUCCCUCCUAUGUUUCUGUUUUUUAUAUUGAACCAUCUUCUGUGGACGCCACAAGCGGGCGAGGGCGCUUGCUCGCGCGCGCUGUGUUCAGGUGUGCUGUACUUACUGAUAACCCUAAGUUUAUCCACCCACUCGACUAAGGGGGCGCCCACGGGGGCCCCCACAAUGUGUAGCGCGACGCCCAGGUGGCGUCCGGUUAAGUUAAUGAUGCAAUUACCAUUUCUGCAUGGUGGCGACUGUCUCAUGAGUGAAUACUUUAACAAUUAUAAUUACUUUAGUGUGUUCUGCCGAAGAACGUCAACAGUUACAAUUAUGCAUAUUGUAUUAGUUAUUUCAAUUAAUUAUUUAUUAGUUAAUGCAAAUCUAGCGUCUAUGUAUUAUUCCAAUUGGACAUUGUUGUGAUAUUAGGACUAUACUGUGACGAAAGAUCAACUUUUCUUGUGGGAAUCUCAAUUUAAGGGGGCUCAGAGUCACCUCAGAGGUGUCGAGUAUACAUUUUUCGUGUGUCCCCGCAUUAGAAAAACCAUCUAGUCAUUCAUAAAAGACGUUUGUCUCCUCCCUCUCAAAAGCUCAAUAUGCAGUCUGAUCAGGCUUUGAUUGGGAGCUUUUACGAUGCAAUUUUUUUUCUACUUUUGAGUCUUCUCGUGAAUCUCAGAGAUGCUAAAGUCCGUUGUGACUUUGCAUCUCGAAAUCUCUGUUCAUUCUGUCAGUCAGAGUUUGAUCAGAUUGCGCAUUGAUUGACCUCGUAAUGAUACCAGUACAAAGAUAUUUUUGUUUCCAAUUGAUUCAUCCUUAUUUUUCAUUCAUCUUCCCCUUGACGAAUGUGCCAAUCAUAUAUUCUUUUUUAUUAUUGUUUAUUUAAAAAGAAUAACAAAGUCUCCAACAACCCUCGAGUGUGUUCCAACGACGAGUAGCGUUGAUUCCUAGAAAAAAAAAAACAAAGCAACCAUGACUUGAUACAGGAAAAACAAGGACGAUAUGAAAUCCUACCAUUGACAACCAAUUGAGCAGUAUGGCCCUAAUAUAACAUGUAUAAUUUUAGUUCCUCUCUGUAGUAAUAUCUUUUUUUUCAACCCCCGUUUAUCUCGACAGAGUAAGAUGGCAGAGAAAAAAAAUAGGAUAACAAGUGCACAUGAAUUUAUUUGCAAGUAGAAAGAGCGAAAAAAGGU
Molecule: messenger RNA, 2354 nt
Organism: Phlebotomus argentipes
Lineage: Eukaryota; Metazoa; Arthropoda; Insecta; Diptera; Psychodidae
Product: CUE domain-containing protein 2-A
Exons: 3
Coding region: 211-1080 (289 amino acids)
Source: RefSeq, a predicted model, not a curated record